Messenger RNA from Spodoptera littoralis (African cotton leafworm), 252 nucleotides. NCBI's taxonomy places the organism in Eukaryota, Metazoa, Arthropoda, Insecta, Lepidoptera, Noctuidae. The record is from the annotation of a GenBank genome assembly.
AUGACGUUCAUACCAAAUUGGGAAGAGUUUGAAAAGUCUGCGGAGAUGUUAUAUUUAAGAGAUCCUUUAAACACUCGUUAUACUAUUAAGUAUUCCCAUACGAAAGGUGUAUUCGUAGUUAAAAUUACAGACAAUAAAAAGUGUCUUCAAUAUAAAACUGAGGUUCAACAGGAUGUUAGAAAAAUUGAUAAGUUCAUAUCAAAUCUUAUAAGGCAUAUGGCAUCAAAUGAUACUAAUAUGGUAAUAUUGUAA